AUUAUCGGUCUCCGCGCCUCACCAUCCCUUCCCCCCCCCGGCUCCACGCCCUCGCUCCCCUCCCAGCAAUCUCGAUCCGUCUGUCACCUCGCCACCAGCAGUAGAGACUUCCUCCACCGCUCUCUCGCUAAUCGACUCGAUCUCCACCGCCGCCGCUACCGGCGCUACCGCCACCGCCACCAUGGCAGCCAUGGCUCCCGCCGCUCGCGGCCGCCCCUCCGCGCGCCUCCCGCUGCUCUCCCUCGUGGCGGCGUCCCUCGCCGUGGCGCUGCUGCUCUCCUUCGCGCCCGCGGCGUCGGCGCGCGGGUGGGGGUCGCUGGACGCCAAGUACACGUGCAACCCGGCGUCCAACUACGGCAUGUGGUUCAAGUACGGCUGCAACUGCCAGAACAUCUCCAUUCCCGAAAACGGCUACCGCCGCCUCUGGGCCACCUGCCCCGGCGUCAACCCCACGGCGUACGGGCGGCGCGCGUUCGGGAAUGUGUGGCUGGAGUCGGUGGGGUACCAGUCGUGGGUGUCGGCGCUGAUGAACUGCGCGCGGCGGCCCUUCUACGGCAACUCGUUCAACGGCCAGUGCCUCAUCCCGGGCAUCUACACCAAGCCCUACUGGGUCGGUGGCGGCCCCACCCCGCCUAACCGGGCCAACGGGCAGCCCUGGAACUGGAACCCCGAGCCCCCCUACCUGUAAAGCGGCCCGCUGCCUGUGAAGGAGGGGAGUGUGCGAGAGGAGAGGGCAUGCUGUGCUUGGCAGGUGUUUCAGCAGGAGAAGUACAUGUGGAGGAUGUGCUGGUAUAUGAGUGGGAUGCGAAGACCUGGGCAGAGACACGGGUGUGGAGGACAUGGGGAAGAGAGUGCUAAGGAGGGUAGAGGGAGCAAAGGAGCAACCUUGCUAGUGCCUUGGCUCUCUCUGCCUCUUGCUGUGCUGCCUGUCCCUCUGAUCCUCUGGUGUCUGGUUGGUAAUAAAAGGAAUUGCUGUUCUGUGAUAAUUAAUAUGAAAGUUGCC
Closterium sp. NIES-67 is the source of this 1003-nucleotide messenger RNA. The record is from the annotation of a GenBank genome assembly. Lineage: Eukaryota; Viridiplantae; Streptophyta; Zygnematophyceae; Desmidiales; Closteriaceae.